CGUGUCUUCUAGUGAACGUCCAACUUUAUAAAUGGAAGGAGACUAGGAGUACAAUUUUUCCCGAGAAAAAAUGGAGAAAGUGGAGGAAAGUGGAGAAAUCGAGGAAAGUCUUCCGCAUCCAGCCAAACCUCAGACACCAAGAAGCGUGAAGACCAAAGUUCCGGAGGUCGAAGUUCGCCUUUAUCGUCAAGGCAAAGGUCCGAUCGCAAUCUUCAAAUCCAACUUGGGUGGUUGGGACCAAGAUCAGUUGGAGGUUGGAGACAUUCUCCACAAAUAUGGCUUCAAAUCGGUGUACGCCUUCAAUCCUGAAUCCGGCGGCCGUGGCGUUUCGAUCCUGAUUCACCCUAGAAACGGAAGAUCUUUGCUCUCUUAUCAGGAUGGAUCCGUCAUUUCCAUUGACGGAGAGCCUAAGGACUCACCGAUCAAACCUGUAUCCAAAAUUUUGUUCGGAGUCGCAGUUUUAACCCUUAUGAUAACGUAUGUUUUGAAGGAGCCUCCAGAGUUGAUCAAGAAAUUAUACAUUUCAGGCGGGAACUUCCCUCCAUGGGUCCUUGCCUGUGCUGUUAUUGUUUUUACUCGCAUGAGGAAGAGAACUAAGGACAUGUUAAAGAAAUAUGGUUACUGGAAGUGAUUCAACGCGAGCCUGAGGUAUCCUAGCAUAAAACUUCUUGUAGCAAGUUAAAUUACUCUUGUUCAGGAUAGGCAGCUUCCAAAAACUCCAUUUUUCCCUUAAUAUCACUGUUUCUGCCUCUAUUUUAACUUUCAACUUUUCUUUUCAGAUCUUUGUUUUUUUGGUGAGAAUAUAUAUAUUUGAAAUCUUAAAUCUCAUUUAGAGUGUUAUAUGGUA
Messenger RNA from Vitis vinifera (wine grape), 847 nucleotides. RefSeq lists its product as uncharacterized. The record is from RefSeq and is a predicted model, not a curated record. Lineage: Eukaryota; Viridiplantae; Streptophyta; Magnoliopsida; Vitales; Vitaceae. The transcript is spliced from 2 exons. Bases 71 to 631 code for a protein of 186 amino acids.